Messenger RNA from Sceloporus undulatus (fence lizard), 2734 nucleotides. RefSeq names its product gamma-aminobutyric acid receptor-associated protein-like 1. Gene Ontology annotation, molecular function: ubiquitin protein ligase binding; GABA receptor binding. The record is from RefSeq and is a predicted model, not a curated record. Gene Ontology annotation, cellular component: cytosol; autophagosome membrane; autophagosome. Bases 1 to 321 code for a protein of 106 amino acids. The transcript has 4 exons. Gene Ontology annotation, biological process: cellular response to nitrogen starvation; autophagosome assembly; macroautophagy. Lineage: Eukaryota; Metazoa; Chordata; Lepidosauria; Squamata; Phrynosomatidae.
AUGGAGAGUUUCACAGGCCUUCAUGCCUUAGAAGGAUGGAAUACAGAUGGAGCCAGAGUUAUUGUGGAAAAGGCACCGAAAGCAAGAGUACCUGAUCUUGACAAGAGGAAGUACCUUGUUCCUUCUGACCUGACAGUUGGCCAAUUUUACUUCUUGAUCCGAAAGCGAAUCCACUUGAGGCCAGAGGACGCCCUGUUCUUCUUUGUCAACAACACCAUUCCUCCCACCAGUGCUACUAUGGGCCAGCUGUAUGAGGAUAAUCAUGAGGAAGAUUAUUUUCUCUAUGUGGCUUACAGUGAUGAAAGUGUAUACGGAAAGUGAGCCAGCCGGCUUCAUCGAUGGGACGGACAGAAAGGACUGUUGUGGGAAGAAUUAUGCAUCAGAUGGAAGCAAGAAGAGAGAAAGAGAAAGAACUGGACCACCCUCCUCCCACCUAUUUCCACACCACCAUUUCUUGCACCCUUAUUAUUAAUUAGUUAUUACGAUUGUUUCAUUUAAUCAUUAUUUGAAGAGGUGAUUGGUGCUUUUUGAGAGGGAGAUCUGUUUACCACCUUCCCUUCAACCAACUGGCACUUCAGUGUGCCCAGGGAAGGACAAGAAAGAAGAGGUGAAUAGGGAACAGGAUUGCCAAAGGGAAUUAAUAGCAAAACAUCCAACAUCCAGCCCCUUAACUGGAUCUUCCCAUCUGCAUUUUAAUUUACCCAAUUAUAAAAUGGUAACAUUUUCCUCCCUAGCUGAAGAAGGACGAACACAGACCCCUAUUUUCUGGAGUUAUUUCUGUUUUUCCUUGGACCUUCUCUCUGAUCCUGUCAUCCGUGGCAUUUAUGCCAUACUCCUCCUUCCUUCUUCAUGUGUAGCAUCUUGGAUGAGUCCAUAUAUUAUGUUAGCAAUCUAAUAGCUACUAGGAAUUGAUGUCACUACAUGUGAUGGGAACAGACUAGAGUAGCUUCUCACUAGGCUUAGCCAACUUAAAAACAUAGCAAAACAAAAACUGCACCCAAGAGUACAUGGCAUUCUCUCAGGGUGUAAAUCAGGCCUUGAGCACCUCAUAUGUGAUAUGUUCUCAUUACUUGCAUGAGUGUUUUGUGAUAUGUGUCUUUGUCAGUAAAAGACUGUUCACCCCUAGGGCUGCAUCCGUACUGCAGAAAUAAUCCAGUUUGACACCACUUUUAACUGCCACAGUUCAAUGCUAUGGAAUUCUGGGACUUGUAGUUUGUUGUGGCACCAGAGCUGUGGCGGUUAAAAGUGGUGUCAAGCUGGAUUACAUCUGUACUAUGGAUGCAGCCAGACUUCGGCAGUACAGAUGAUCUAUCACCAUCCCACCCUUUAACCUUGUGCUGUGUUCUCUGUCGCUAUCAAUGCAAUGGUGGGGUGGAAAACACGGAGUUAAUUUACCUAUGUUCUUGCCAUAAAGGCUUGUUCUUUUUUCUGAAGAAUUGCCCUUCAUGCCUUCCUCUGUUCCAUCCCUACCCUGAUAAACGCUUAACUGCUAAGCAUGUGAAGACGAUCUGUCACAAAGCAGGCCUUUACGUAGCAAUGCCAAAGCAGCUUUUUCUUUUCCCCAAGUGCAACAGCGAUCAUUUCCCUCCCUCUCUCCUUAUAUCUUUUGUUCUAAAUGGGGGAAUUAUGACGAAAAUGGGGACACUUCAUGCUGAGGCUUCUAGUGAAUUAAUGACUGUGCUAGAUUUUUUCCCCAUUUUUAUAGCCUCAUUGAGGGUGUGUAGAAGAGAGACUAUAAAUCAGCAGAAGUAUAUCAUCUGCAACCCCUAGGGAAAGAUAUAUGCUAGAUGGGGGAAAAGAUAUAUGCUAGAUGGGGGUGCAUGGAACUGCUUGAGAAACCUGAACUUUUGAGUAGUAUUUAAUCUUUAGAAUAUUUGUGGAGUUAAAGAAACUGACAACAACUUAGCCUCUGCUUCUUUGAAUUUCAUGUUCAUAGCUUGAAGUGUCAUUCCUCUAAAUAAACGUUAAGAUAGCAAGGGAUCCAGGGGGACAGGACUAUUAAGUGGCGUCUGAAGAGCUUGUGUUAUAAAGGGAUAUUCAGGAACUGAAAAUGAGCAGCAUUUGUAGAAGUAAAAGGCCUUCUGGAUAAGAAAAUUAGGAGGAGCCCUACCAGCAAUGAGUAAGUGGCAUAGAGUAAUAGCAGGCAACGAAGGCCAAAUGAAGGAGGCUUGAAUAUCUGCUUGUUUGUUUGUGCACUGAAUCUAGUUUUACUGCUUAGUUCUGGCUUGAAUAUACCUUUCAGGGCAACUGGUUUUACUUAGGAUUCCAAAUUCCUUCCAUUACCAAUUGCAAUUUGCUUUUGUUUGCUUGGUCUUUCUGUUUUCUGGUUAUCUUUUAAGAGGCACAUUGCAAAUCCAGAACCAUAAGCAUGUCAUUCAAGAUAUGUCUGGGGUCACAGUGCACAUUAGUAUAUAUCACCUGUAUAUCCUCUCACCUGUCCUCAGGGGUGAAGCAGUGGAUGCUGAAAGAGAACUUGAGUUACAACCUCGCACCCAGGCUGCUACUCAUAUUUAAGCAAUGUUAAUGGGAUUUCAGCACUUGGUACAUAACGAAAUAUUACUUUCAAAGGGUUUAACUGGAUUGUGGAUUUUUUUUUUCAUUGUUGCUCAGCUCCACUUUGUAAAAGGUGAUGUUGAUUAUUCUUUCUAUGUCAUUAAUUUUAGGCAGCUUCAAGUUCUUAUUAAAAGGUCAUGCUAUAUCAGCUCAAUCAAUAAAGACACACUUGAAAAUGUGA